AUACUCCCGGCGGUCACCCCGAGCAAGCUCCCACGCAGCUGCCCUAUCCAUCCCAAGUCCCUCCCGGCAAUAUCGGCUGACUUGCCUCAGCCAUGUGGGCAAGUCAUGAAGGUUGUCUCGCACAGAAACAACCCUGUGAGCAGGUUCGACGUACGGGAGACGCUCCGCGUGCCCAUAUAGCCGGAGUUAACGUUCACGGGCUUAGCUUUAACAGGGCUCGAUUCAGUUUCACGGAGUAGUCGCUGGUUCUACAAGGUCAUUCCAGCGAUACUCCAUGAUCGUGCGAAGGCACUUGGUACCAAAGGAAUCGACACACCUCUCCCAGGUCUCCAUGUCUCACAGCCAUACACUCAGACGGCCAAAGACAGGCUCAGGGGGCGCGAGGAUGAAGGAGCGGUGGUGCCGAGGAGCGACAGGGACGGCGGCAGCGAUGGUGGUGAUGGUGGGGCUGACGGCGGGGGUGAUGGCGGAGGGGGACGGGAACACCACGAGAUCCUUCUGGCCCCUACCAAAGAACCCGGAGGUGAAUCUUGAGGACAUGUUUCGUGCGUCAGCUUACAAGGCGUCGCAAGGAAUGUCGAAGCUCCUGCUGGGGAAAGAGAAUACGAGAGCAGGCAUAGAAAGUGUCUUCGGCGUGUACCUCCCCACCCCUGUGCCCGGCGUGGUGAGCAACAGGGAGUGUCGGAGGGAUGUGCUGAGUCUCAUUCGGACCUGGAUCAACCCUAACAUACUGGAGGCGGUGUUUGCUAAAGGAAGGUUCUGGCCGUCCACGAUGCCUGACUCCUGGGGGAAGGUGCCGGACGGGAUACUCUACGGGAACGUCAUGCCGUGGGGGUUACAGGAGGAGUGUACCCACAUAGUGGCCGACGAACACAUUGGCUCCCCGGUCGCCGUGCCGCCCUUCAACGUGAUCUUCCGCGGCCGCUACUGUCUCGUCUCCGUUGAAGAGUUCAAGCAGUCGCCGAAGUCCGAUGAGGCAAUGGACGAGAGCGCUGGCAUAUGGAAGGCCCUGGGCAUGCACGACCCCAGAGUGGGCGUGGCGAUGGUCAACAAGGAGGUGCCGCCGAUCUUUACCUAUGGAACCUGCAUGCCGUCCUCCUGCACCGCUGAGGACCUGAGGGCGAGCAUUGACGACGCCCUGCAGCCGGUGGGGAAGACAGCUAAGUUCGUGGACUGUCACUUGGAGGACGAACCCAUCGAAUUCACUAACGGAGACAUCUUCUUUAUUUCCUUCCUCUCCGUUCUCUUCGCCGUCCUGCUCGCCGCUGCUGUCGUCGACCUGUGCAUCAACCACCUCGAGAAACAUGAGCUACGGAAAGGGCCCCUCAAGUUCCUGCUGGUGUUCUCGGCGUACAGCAACAUGAGGAGCACAUUCACCAUCAGGCCCAAGGAACACCCGGACGUCAUUUCGUGUCUGCACGGCUUGAGGGUCUUCUCCAUGGGCUGGGUUGUGUUGGGUCACGGCUACAUGUUCCUCGCCAGUGUCACCAGCAACGUCGUUCACUACACAGAGCUGAGUGACGACGUGCUGGACCAGAUCGUCGUGAACGCCUCCUUCUCGGUGGACACGUUCCUCUUCAUGAGCGGCCUCGUCGUCGCCUACACGCUGCUGCUUGAGAACGAGAAGAACAAACGCGUCAACUGGCUCAUUUAUUACGUCCAUCGCAUCAUCAGGUUGUCGCCGCCCAUCAUCAUCACCGGCGCCGCCAUGGCCACAGUGUUCCGCUUCGCCAUGGUGGGCCCCUACUCGGCCAACAUCGAGAGGUCCUACGUGGAGAACUGCCGCAGCAACUGGUGGGUGGACGCGCUCUUCAUCGGGAACUUCGUCAGCCCUCCAUGCCUGCCCCAGUGCUGGUACACGGCCGUAGACUUCCAAUUGUACGCAGUGGCCCCGCUGGUCCUCGCGCCGCUGCUCACGAAGAAGAGACUGAGUGGUCUGGUGUGGCUGGCCGUUGUAACCCUCGUGUCUGUGGCCGUCCCCAUGAUCACCAUAGCCGUCAACGACCUCAACCCGCCCGGCGUUCCCUUCGUGCAGGGCGAGCCGAAGAAGACUGUGGACCUGUACGGGACUCCCUGGGCGCGCGCCAGCCCCUACCUCAUGGGGAUCUGGACCGGCUGGCUGCUGAUGGAGGUGCGCGGCAAGAAGUUUAAGUUACACCCGGUGGCCGUGGCUGUAGGAUGGAUGGUCUCCGCCGCUAUCGCCCUCGCCGUUCUCUUUGGCAUGGCAGACUACAACGUUUUUACCUUCGAGAAAGAUAACUCCAUCCCCCAAGCCGCCAGCAUCCUCUACGGAGGCCUCAGCAGACUGGCGUGGGGCGUGUCCCUCCUGUGGGUGGUGUUUGCCUGUCACACGGGAUACGGGGGUAUCGCCAACUCGAUCUUAGCGCACCCGAGUCUACAGCCCGUCAGCCGCCUCACCUACAGCCUCUACCUCGUCACCAUCUGCAUCCAGAUCGUCUACUCGGGCACAACCUACGUCCCCCUCUACGUGAACCAUCUCAACAAGGCCAUCGAGACGUGUGGUUACCUCUUCCUGGGCGGCCUCGUGGCCAUCCCCCUGAACCUGGCGGUGGAGCGGCCCAUCCUCGGCCUCGAAAAGCUGCUCCUUCCGCGUCCUGGCCGAUCCGUAACCGAACAGCAGCAGGAACAGGAGGAGAAGAAGGAGGAAUAAGAAGGAAGAUGGAGGAAGGAAAGUAUGGAGAGCAGGAACAGAGGAGAAAAGGAGGAAUAAGAAGAAAGGAAAGUGUGGAAGGGAAGGAGUAAGGAAGAAGAGCAGGAACAGGAGGAGAAAAGGAGAAAUAAGAAGGAAGAUGGAGGAAUUAAAGCAUGGAAGAAAAGGAGUAAGGAACAAGAGCAGGAACAGGAGGAUAAAAAGAAGAAACAGUAAGGAAGAUGACGGAAAGAAAAUAGGGAAGGGGAGGAGUAAGGAGGGGAAGCAAAGAACACACAAAAAAAAGGAUGCAAGUUGAGAAUGAAAAUCACGAAAAUGCAAAGAAGAUGGAAUGAAGAGGGAAGGAAGAUGAAAGAAAGACAGCAAAGUAGAAAAUAAAAAAAAUGAAUGUAAACGAGAAAGUAAGUAUUGAAUGUAGGAUAAUAAAAAGGUAAAUAUUAAUAGUGAAUGUUAGGUAUAAAAGCAGGUAAGGAAGGGACGAAAGUAGGAGAGUAAGAAAGAUGAAUGUUGAUGAUGGAUGUUAAUUAAGAAUGGAAAGAAGGAAGGAAAUAAGGAAAGUAGGAGAGUAAGAAAGAUGAAUGUUGAUGAUGGAUGUUAAUUAAGAAUGGAAAGAAGGAAGGAAAUAAGGAAAGUAGGAGAGUAAGAAAGAUGAAUGUUGAUGAUGGAUGUUAAUUAAGAAUGGAAAGAAGGAAGGAAAUAAGGAAAGUAGGAGAGUAAGAAAGAUGAAUGUUGAUGAUGGAUGUUAAUUAAGAAUGGAAAGAAGGAAGGAAAUAAGGAAAGUAGGAGAGUAAGAAAGAUGAAUGUUGAUGAUGGAUGUUAAUUAAGAAUGGAAAGAAGGAAGGAAAUAAGGAAAGUAGGAGAGUAAGAAAGAUGAAUGUUGAUGAUGGAUGUUAAUUAAGAAUGGAAAGAAGGAAGGAAAUAAGAAAAGUAGGAGAGUAAGAAAGAUGAAUGUUGAUGAUGGAUGUUAAUUAAGAACGGAAAGAAGGAAGGAAAUAAGAAAAGUAGGAGAGUAAGAAAGAUGAAUGUUGAUGAUGGAUGUUAAUUAAGAACGGAAAGAAGGAAGGAAAUAAGGAAAGUAGGAGAGUAAGAAAGAUGAAUGUUGAUAAUGGAUGUUAAUUAAGAAUGGAAAGAAGGAAGGAAGGAAAUAACGAAAGUAGGAGAGUAAGAAAGAUAAAUAUUGAUGAUGGAUGUUAAGGAAAAGUGGAAAGAAGGAAGGAAAUAAGGAAAGUAAGGAAGACAGAAGGAAGGAAGGAAUGGUAAGGAGCAACGAUCAACAAGUUCAAUCGACCAUCGAACGCCACACCAAGUCGCCAGUUCGAUUCCCUCCGCAUGGUGAUUCUAAUUAGUGGCUUAUUAUCUCUCCCUUUUUUUUCUGUUCUGUCCUAUUCGUGCGCGCAAGACAAAAUCCGCCCUCUCUUCCUUUACUGUGUGUGUGUAUGUGUGUGUGUGUGUGUGGUGUCGCUGUGAACAAUGAUAAUAAACUGGUUAAGAACUCA
This is a messenger RNA of Eriocheir sinensis (Chinese mitten crab), 4167 nucleotides long. Its product is annotated as nose resistant to fluoxetine protein 6-like. The transcript is spliced from 22 exons. Gene Ontology annotation, molecular function: acyltransferase activity, transferring groups other than amino-acyl groups. NCBI's taxonomy places the organism in Eukaryota, Metazoa, Arthropoda, Malacostraca, Decapoda, Varunidae. Bases 275 to 2671 code for a protein of 798 amino acids. The record is from RefSeq and is a predicted model, not a curated record.